AUGCAGCAUUCAUCUUUGCCACUUUUCUCUCUCUCCAUUUCUCAUGCCAACCACCCUUUCAGCAUUCAUCUUUCCCUUUCUCUCAUCUCCAUUUUCUCUCCACUCAUCCAUUCAUUUCCCUUUCAUCCCAUUUCUCAUGUAAUCUUCUCUAUUUUUCUCUCUCCAUUUCUCAUGCAAAACACCCUAAUUCCUGCCUAUUCCUUUUCUUUCCAUUUCUCUCAUCUCCAUUUCCACUUUGUAUCUCCCAACCUAAUGGUGCUACCUUCAACAUUCUCUCUUUCCAUUUUUUCUCUCAUCUCCAUUUCUCAAACCACCCUUAUUCAUUGCUUUUUCUCAUCCCAUUCAUCUUUCCAGCAUUCAUCUUUUUUCUCUCAUCUCCAUUCUCAUCAUUCAUCUUUCCACUUUUCUCUCAUCUCCAUUUUCUCAUGUAACCCCCCUAAUUGCACAGCAUUCCCUUUUUCAUCUCCAUUUCUCCUUUUCUCUCAUCUCCAUUUCUCAUCAUUCAUCUUUCCACUUUUUCUCUCAUCUCCAUUUCUCAACCACCCUAAUUGGGCAUUCAUUCCUUUUUCUCCCAUUCAUUUUCACUUUUCUCUCAUCUCCACUUUUUUUUUUCAUUCUCAUCAUUCAUCUUCCACUUUUUCUCUCAUCUCAUUUCUCUCUUCUCCCUUUUUCUCAUGUAACCACCUAAUUGCUCUCAUUCAUUCCACUUUUCUCUCAUCUCCAUUUCUCAUCAUUCAUCUUUCCACUUUUUCUCUCUUCAUUUCUCCAUGUAACCACCUAAUUUGCUGUCACUUUUCUCUCAUUCUCUUUUUCUCUCAUCUCCAUUUCUCAUGUAACCACCUAAUUUGCACUGCUACCUUCAUCAGCUUUUCUCUCAUCUCCAUUUUCUCAUGUAACCACCUUUCAGCAUUGUUCCCUUUUCUCUCUUUCCAUUUAAACCACCUAAUUGCCUUUUCUCUCAGCAUUCAUCUUUCACUUUUCUCUCAUCUCCAUUUCUCAUGUAACCACCUAAUUGUCAGGGCAGCAUUCAUCUUUCCCUUUUCUCUCUCAUCUCCAUUUCUCUGCAGGGCUAACCCCCUUUCUCAUCACUGCAGCAUUCAUCUUUCACUGCAGCAUUACCUCUCAUCUCCAUUUCUCAUCAUUCAUUCCACUUUUUCUCUUCUCCAUUUCUCAUUUCAACCAAUAAUUGCUUGCACAUUCAUCUUUCCACUUUUCUCAUCUCCAUUUUCUCAUAUAACCACCCUAUUCUUUCAGCAUUCAUUUCUUUUCUCUCAUAACCACCUAAUUGCACUGCAGCAUUCAUUCACUUUUCUCUCAUCUCCAUUUCUCUUUUCUCUGCAGCAUUCAUCCACUUUUUCUCAUCUCCAUUUCUGUGCCAACCACCUAAUUGCUCUGCAGCAUUCAUUCCACUUUUUCUCUCAUCUCCAUUUCUCAUGUAACCACCUAAUUGCACUGCAGCAUUCAUCUUUCCACUUUUCUCUCAUCUCCAUUUCUCAUCAUUCAUCUUUUCCACUUUUCUCUCAUCUCCAUUUCUCAUGUAACCACCUAAUUUACUGCACUGCAUCUUUCCAUCUCAUUCCAUUUCUCACUUUCAGCAUUCAUUCAUUUUCUCAUUUCUCAUGUAACCACCUAAUUGCACUGCAGCAUUCAUUUCCACUUUUUCUCUGUCUCCAUUUCUCAUGUAACCACCUAAUUUCUGCACAUUCAUCUUUCCACUUUUUCUCUCAUCUCCAUUUCUCAUUAACCACCCUAAUUGCACUGCAGCAUUCAUCUUUUCUCUCUCCAUUUUCUUUAACCACCUCUCAUCUCUCUUUUCUCUCUCCAUUUCUCAUCCUUAACCACCUAAUUGCUCUGCAGCAUUCAUUUCCACUUUUUCUCUCAUCUCCAUUUUCUCAUACCAACCACCUAAUUGCACUGCAGCAUUCAUUCACUUUUCUCUCAUCUCCAUUUCUCAUCAUUCAUUUCCACUUUUCUCUCAUCUUUCCACCUUUUGCAGCAUUCAUCUCACUUUUCUCUCUCCAUUUCUCAUGUAACCACCUAAUUGCACUGCAGCAUUCAUCUUUCACUUUUUCUCUCUCUCCAUUUCUCAUCUCUCCAUUUCUCCAUUUCUCAUAUAACCACCCUAAUUGCACUGCAGCAUUCAUCUUUCCUUUUUCUCUCAUCUCCAUUUCUCAUCAUUCAUUCCCUUUUGCAGCAUUCAUUUCUCAUUCCACCUUUUCUCUCAUCUCCACUUUUUCUCAUCUCCAACCACCACCUAAUUGCACUGCAGCAUUCAUUCUUUCCACUUUUUCUCUCUCCAUUUCUCAUAACCACCUAAUUGCACCACAGCAUUCAUCUUUCCACUUUUCUCUCAUCUCCAUUUCUCAUCAUUCAUCUUUCCUUUUUCUCUCAUCUCAUUUCUCAUGCUUAACCACCCUAAUUUAUCUACAGCAUUCAUCUUUCACUUUUCUCUCAUCUCCAUUUCUCAUCAUUCAUCUUUCCUUUUUCUCUCAUCUCCAUUUCUCAUCUAACCACCUAAUUGCUAAUUGCUCUGCAGCAUUCAUCUUUCCCUUUUUCUCUCAUCUCUCCAUUUCUCAUACUUUUCUCAACCACCUAAUUGCACUGCAGCAUUCAUCUUUCCACUUUUUCUCUCAUCUCCAUUUCUCAUGUAACCACCUAAUUGCACUGCAGCAUUCAUCUUUCCACUUUUUCUCUCUCAUCUCCAUUUCUCAUUGCACUGCAGCAUUCAUUCUAAUUUUCUCUCAUCUCCAUUUCUCAUGUAACCACCUUUUCUCUCAUCUCACUUUUUCUCUCAUCUCCAUUUCUAACCACCCUAAUUGCACUGCAGCAUUCAUCUUUCCACUUUUCUCUCAUCUCCAUUUCUCCCUUAACCACCUAAUUGCACUGCAGCAUUCAUUCCCUUUUCUCUCAUCUCCAUUUCUCAUCAUUCAUCUUUCCCUUUUCUCUCUCAUCAGCAUUUCUUUCCUUAACCACCUCCAUUUCUCUGCAGCAUUCAUCUUCCCCUUUUUCUCUCAUCUCCAUUUCUCAUGUAACCACCUAAUUGCUCUGCAGCAUUCAUCUUUCCACUUUUUCUCUCAUCUCCAUUUCUCAUGUAACCACCUAAUUGCACUGCAGCAUUCAUCUUUCCACUUUUUCUCUCAUCUCCAUUUCUCAUGUAACCACCUAAUUGCUCUGCAGCAUUCAUCUUUCCACUUUUCUCUCAUCUCCAUUUUCUCAUGUAACCACACCUAA
Molecule: messenger RNA, 3231 nt
Organism: Acanthosepion pharaonis
Lineage: Eukaryota; Metazoa; Mollusca; Cephalopoda; Sepiida; Sepiidae
Source: the annotation of a GenBank genome assembly